CUUCUCCCUCCUACUCUUCUCCUCUUUUCUCUCUCUCUCUCUCGCUCUCUUUAUCUAUUCCAGUCCUGCCACUUCUUUCUUUACAGGCGCGCCAAAUUAUUCGUGCAGAUAAAUGCGAGGAUUGCGUAAAUUUAAAUCGGCAUUGGGUAAAACAGCUACAACGAACGAAACGACCUUACCGACAAAUUGUCAUUAUUAUUCUGGCUGCUGAAAGCGCCAAAUUUCGAAUUUUGCGCAAACACGUUAAAGAGCACAGCUUGUACACUUUUACGUUUACUUUUAUAAACAUUGCGUUUGUUUGUUUAAAAAGUAUGGGAGGGGGAAAGGAGCGAGCGAAGAGCUAAGUACAAGUAGUUACCUUGAAUUUCCCAUCGAGUCGAGAGAAAAGGAAGCGGCGCAUAUUAGCCCGAUCGUGUCAUGCCGCUGCUCGGUGUCACUGGGUCAAGGUCUUGGGGCUCGCAUCCGUUGUUUUUACGAGCGCAGGUCCGUCGGUCGAUUCGGCCGAGUCUGGAGCGCGAUCGCAAGGGCCAGUGCAAUGCGGAUCGGCUUGGAGUCGAUUAGAGCGGUAUGCAGGGCUCGAUGCAGACUUGGAAUCGCCGAGCAGCACGCGAUCUUUGCAUCGCUCGUCGCCAAAGCCUCUACCAAGCUUCAAGGGUCUGUGGGGGGAGCUCGAAUCGCCCCAGAGAAUGAAAAAUGUUACUUUGGCGUUGCAGUUGCAGCUAUAUAAGUCGGCCGUGCGAGCUGCAGUCCCGACGAGCCGAUAUCACAACGUAUAGGGUUGCUAAGCGACUGCUAACACGUAUGUAGCGCAUUACGUCCGAGGCUCGGAGCUCUCGCUGUACAAAUGCGAGUCGCGUUCGCGCGUAACGUCGUGGACAGAGGAUAGCGCACGGAGGAUGCGGACGGGAUAGAUCGGGAGCAGAAAACAUGCCUCUAUCCGAGACGACCUACUGCAUAGAGCAGAUCACCGUGCCGCCCAAGCUGCCGGCCAUACUCAAGCAGUUCUGCAAGUCGGCCAUACGCACUCAGCCCUACGACCUGCUCAAGUGGUCCAGCGCGUACUUUCGCGCGCUCGCCAACGGCGAGGAGCCGCCGGCCAAGCUCAGACUCGAGUUCCCGCCCGAGUACAAUGCCGCGCACAGUCUCACCUUCGGCUAUCUCAAGGUCCUCCUCAGGCUGCUCGGACCCGAUUUGAACAAGAGCGUCGCGGUGGACACGGUACUGCAGCGCUGGGACUCGCUCUGCCUGGAUCCGCGCGACGCCGAGCUCAUCCUCGGCAUCGGCAAGUUCUCCUGCGCGUGCGUCGUGAAAAAGUUCCUGGCCAUCGGCCUGGGCCUGCUGAGUCGCAGCCUCACCGAGACCAUGAGCAAAGUCUGCGAGCUCUUCACCAACGAGCCCGAGGGCGGCUCCGCUCUCAUACCCUACAGCCUCUUCAUGGAGAUCUACGGCUAUCUCGCGGGCCUGCGCUGCGACGGCUCCGAGAGGGCCAGCACCACCAGCUGCAGCUCCACCAGCGAGGACAUCUGCAUUUGCUCCUACGACAUGUCCUCGAGCGCACCCUCCGAGGCCGGCUCCGCCGCGCCAGCCACCUCCCAGGACGAGCAGCUCCAGGACGUGCCGGAGCCGGCCCACGACGCGGCUGCAGCUCCGACUUCCUUCGCCAGUCAGGACACGGAGCGCGACGUCGAUCUCGAUUUUCACGACGAUUUCGAAUCGGCCAUCACCAUGGAAAGCUUUGGCGAGGAUGGUGAGCACAGCUACCUGCACGAGGCACCCUCGAGCAUUCGAUCGGCUUACGAACAUCACGAGGAGGAGAAACUCUAUGAGGAAGAAAAAUCCUACCUGGAAGAAGAUGUAAUCAGUCGUAAGAGCUCGGUCGGCUCGACAAAGUCCAAAACCAUCGUCAAGGAGGAGAUUAAAAGCACCGAGAGUCUCACCAAGUACGAGCGAACGUCCAUGACCGAAGUCGUUCCCGAGUCCCGCGAGUCCCUCAAAAGACAACCAGCCAAAGUACCAACCCCGAGCGCGAGUUCCGCUUCGACUCGGACGAUAGACAAAUUCUACCCUUACGUACCAGGCAUAGGGCGUCGUUUGCUGGCCCAAGAAGUUGCCAAUGUAGCUGUUUGGUUGAGCGAUUGUUCGAGGCGACAAGCCGGUAUGGUCGGUCCACGAAAUAUUCGACACAUCGAGUGCCCUCCGCUCGAAGGGGCUUCAGCCUGCGACGCUACCGACUACAGUUACCGAAACGAUCAAUGAAUUAUGCGCUCAAAGUAAUUUACCUCCUUUUUUUUUUAUUUCAAAGACAUUGUAAUGUAUGUAUAGCCACGAAAAACUUUAAACGU
Trichogramma pretiosum is the source of this 2342-nucleotide messenger RNA. RefSeq lists its product as uncharacterized. The transcript has 4 exons. Lineage: Eukaryota; Metazoa; Arthropoda; Insecta; Hymenoptera; Trichogrammatidae. The record is from RefSeq and is a predicted model, not a curated record. Bases 928 to 2256 code for a protein of 442 amino acids.